AGAAAACGUUCCCAAACUUUCCUGAUUGAUGUUGUAAUCGCAGAUUAUUGGUUUCUUUUCGUUUCUGAUCCUUUUUUUCUUUGGGAGCCGUUUAAUCUAGGGAUGCUGUAGCUGUAUCACCUGUUGCUUCCAAUGCAACAUCCAGCGUCAAAACUACUUUUCAACGCAGUAAUUAAGCCUAGUGGUGACUUUUAAGAUUUCAAAUUAUUCUAAUAUUCUCAGAAAUCUUUUACUAAGUGUCAAGCGUCACGGAUGCCAGUCUACAGUAUUUUAGCCGUUUUAUUUUAUUGGUGAUUGAUUGAUAUUUCCACGGUAAAUGGCCCGUUCCCCGAUCCGAGAGCUCUCCGCCUCCAAGUUGCCCGUCUCAUCCCUGUUGGGCAGCAAACCUCGGAAGCGCGUGCGCUUGUAUAAUGAACGAAUUCUGACGAAAGCGGAGCAUCGUCGACAUCUGCAGCAGCGGGCUCGUCGAAUGCGCCAGCGACGUCCCUGUCGCUUCCCUCCGCUCUGCCACCAUCCCCAUGCGCGAUAUCAGCGAUUGAAACCUUACACUCGCAUUAUCGAGAUUACGAAAACAGCUCCCGAAGAUGAGAGUCUGUGUGCAGCUAACCGAAAGUAUCAAACUCUGUGUCGCGAUCUGGCCAAGGAUAACGCCCGCCUUAAAAUGGAAAAUAAGGAUUACCGGGAAGCUGUGCAACAAGGCUAUUCCAAAGAUCUCGAUCUGUACGAAUCGCAGCAUGCACACUUGCAUUUGCGCAAUGUUGUGGCCAAGUUCAUGGUGACUGUGCGUGAUGAAGGCAGCUUUGUGUUGCCCAAUGAUCUUCUCCGUCUAAUGCCAAAUUAUGCCGAGAUUGAGGCGAAUCCUGCUGUUCUGACUCCGCCAAAGCUGUCUAUUAAGGUUGGGCCCCUGACUGUCAAAAAAGGAGUGGCCGUGCCACCCGAUCUUGAUCCUCUGCAGGAAGAAUUCCAGCCGCGCGAAGGUGCCAAGAUCGUGCGCGGUGUGUCGCAGGUUGCCAAAUCUGCUAAGUUUAAGAAGCGCCACACCGCUCUUCCCAGUGAUCUGCUCAAGUCUCUCAAUGCGGCGAGCUUGGCGGAUAGUCCGGUGGCCUUACGCGAUCAGUCACCUCUUCCAAGCACUUCCCACGACGACGACACCCGCCACACUCCUACUUCCACCGUCAAAGACCCAAAUCCCGUGGAUGAGUAUGAUUACCAGCGGGAAAUCGACCGAGCCAAAGAGCAGACACCGCCGACCAACAAGCGCACGGCGGCGGCGUUGAAUGGGGAAGCCCCCAAGCACCGUCCCCGUGCCGCGCGCCGCUCCAACCUCCCGGUGACGGAUGAAGCGUCCACCCCGAAGAAGCUGUGUUUUCAGAAUGACGACGCUACAGCGGAAAAUAACGAUGACGAUGCUGUAGAGUUUCUCAUUGUGCCGGUGAAGAAUCGGAAGUUAAGCGGGAAGAAGAAGACAGUCGAGGGUGAUGGUGGUGUUUUCAGUGAAGCGUCCGAAGAGGAUCCCGAGGAUGGGGAACGGUGCGCGACGCCGCCGGUGGAGGCCGGAGAUUUCGGACGGGGACUGCGGCGAUCGGCGCGCGCCACCACAGCCCAUAUCAAAUCCUUGAAAGAGCCGAGUUUAAUGAAGAAGAUGCGCCGUCCCGUGGACAUCCCGGCGCUGAAUCCGUCGGCAGAACGGAAGCGGGUGUCGCGCGGCACACGCGGUGGAAGUUUCGGUAAAAGUGGCCGCAAAUCGGAGGAGCCGGCGUCAGCGUGAGAAAACACGGAUCUGGUAGGAACAUAAUCUCGGGCUGUAUGUUUUUUGGUUCAAGAUUGGCUUUACGCCGUGGAAAUAGUCAACAUUUUUGUCCUUUGAAUGCUCUUACCUUUUUUUGUACAGUGGUCUGCGUUGGGUUGGAUAAUACUUGCACGUUUAGCGUUUUAUGGAGUAUUCUGUAUAUUUUAUAGUUUAAUGAUCCGCCGGUUUGUUUGGUAAUGUGUAUUUUUGAUAUUAUGACCGGCAUGUAG
This is a messenger RNA of Paramacrobiotus metropolitanus, 2019 nucleotides long. RefSeq lists its product as uncharacterized. Bases 317 to 1768 code for a protein of 483 amino acids. The transcript is spliced from 6 exons. The record is from RefSeq and is a predicted model, not a curated record. NCBI's taxonomy places the organism in Eukaryota, Metazoa, Tardigrada, Eutardigrada, Parachela, Macrobiotidae.